Seminavis robusta is the source of this 714-nucleotide messenger RNA. The record is from the annotation of a GenBank genome assembly. Lineage: Eukaryota; Bacillariophyta; Bacillariophyceae; Naviculales; Naviculaceae.
CCGAAAGAAGAAGAACCAGGCGUCAAAACAAAACAGGUCGAUGCAAGCACAGCACACAAUUCUUUCAUCGAAACGAUCAUAUUCUUCAACCACAACACAGCAACAAACAGUAACUUACCAGACAACAUAACCACAGCCACACCAUGAACUCUGCAGCACCCCGUCUCCGUCCUCUCAUGACCCGCGCCAUGGCAAGACCAGGUAUUGCCAACAUGGCUCCCAGAACGUUCGCUUCGUUUCCCACCAAUUUUCCUGACACGACAACAACAACCACCAUGACACCACUACCCAUUCAAUUACACGCCACGGCAGAUUCUUCCAUUAUGAACCGAUCGGCAUUGACCGACGCCGUAACAAAAGCAGUGUCGUCGAUUGGUGGUGUAUUAGCUCAAACCAAGACGGAUGAUCCAUCGGAAACCAAAUUUGUCAUGGAAAAUGUCGGUUCCGAACAAUUGGCCGUCUUGCACAGUCUACUGGAAUUUUCGUCGCUGAAUUGGACUCAAUCCACACAACGGUUCUUGGAGAACUGUUAUUUUGCACUAGUGGGAAGUAGCGACAGCCUAGAGACCACCACCACCACAACAGCAGUUCUGCAACUCAACUGGAGCUGAGCUGAGCUAGCUGAGCACACCUUGUGGUCUGCGCCAGUCCAGUCUACUAGAUAGCUAUAAAAUACAAAAUAUACUAUAGAAGUCAUACAAUUCCAUGCUUUGU